Messenger RNA from Nothobranchius furzeri (turquoise killifish), 789 nucleotides. It is a transcript of the gene emx3, whose product is annotated as empty spiracles homeobox 3. Gene Ontology annotation, cellular component: nucleus. The record is from RefSeq and is a predicted model, not a curated record. Gene Ontology annotation, molecular function: RNA polymerase II cis-regulatory region sequence-specific DNA binding; DNA-binding transcription factor activity, RNA polymerase II-specific. Gene Ontology annotation, biological process: neuron differentiation; regulation of transcription by RNA polymerase II; central nervous system development. NCBI's taxonomy places the organism in Eukaryota, Metazoa, Chordata, Actinopteri, Cyprinodontiformes, Nothobranchiidae.
CCCAAACCAUUUAAUACCUCCACCACCAUUCUUCCACCUCUCAGCUGCAGCUGUUUAAGAUGUUCCAGCACAGCAACAAGAAGUGCUUCACCAUCGAGUCCCUGGUCGGGAAGGAUGCGAGCAGCCACGGCAGCUCCGGGGACGAGCCCAUCCGGCCAACAGCGCUCCGGUUCCCGGACUCCCUCCACCCGGCCUCCGCCGCUGGGGUCUUCGGCACCUGCUUUCAGGGGAGCAGCGGAAGGACUUUGUUUCCAGCCGGACCGGAGGUGGUGCUGCAGGAGCCCGGGACGCACACGCAGAGCACAGGUGGUCUCCCACUGCACCCGCUGCAGAUCCCCCCGCAGAGCUUUUUCAGCCCGCAGCACCGGGAGGCGCUCAGCUUUUACCCCUGGGUGCUGCGGAGCCGCUUCCUGGGACACCGCUUCCAAGGUGAAGACAGCAGUCCAGAGAACCUGCUGCUUCAUGGUCCAUUCUCCAGGAAACCCAAACGGAUCCGGACAGCGUUCUCACCCUCCCAGCUUCUUCGACUGGAACGGGCCUUUGAGAAGAACCACUACGUUGUCGGAGCCGAGAGGAAGCAGCUGGCCAGCGGGCUGUGCCUGACAGAGACACAGGUGAAGGUCUGGUUUCAGAACCGCAGAACGAAGCACAAGCGUCAGAAGUUGGAGGAAGAAUCUCCAGAAGCUCAGCAGAAGAGGAAGGGAAGCCAACAUGUCAGCCGCUGGAGAGCUGCGACGCAGCAGCCUGGAGGCGAGGACGUGGACGUCAUCAGCGACGACUAGAGCUGUC